Messenger RNA from Elephantulus edwardii (Cape elephant shrew), 1754 nucleotides. It is a transcript of the gene HAPLN1, whose product is annotated as hyaluronan and proteoglycan link protein 1. Lineage: Eukaryota; Metazoa; Chordata; Mammalia; Macroscelidea; Macroscelididae. The record is from RefSeq and is a predicted model, not a curated record. Gene Ontology annotation, molecular function: hyaluronic acid binding. Gene Ontology annotation, biological process: cell adhesion. The coding region runs from base 118 to 1182 and encodes 354 amino acids. The transcript has 5 exons.
GUGAGGGGAAAGAGCGCUAGCUUCACUUCAUCUCCAGAUUCCAACAUCAGCAGGACUUGAGAGCAUCUGACCUUCUGGAAUUCGGAACAAGCGAAGAAGAUUCUUUGGGCUGUAAAGAUGAAGAGCCUACUCCUCCUGGUGCUGAUUUCAGUGUGCUGGGCUGAUCAUCACUCGGACAACUACACUCUAGAUCAUGAUAGAUUUAUUCAAAUCCAAGCAGAAAAUGGCCCUCGUCUACUUGUGGAAGCAGAACAAGCCAAAGUGUUCUCACACAGAGGUGGCAAUGUCACACUGCCAUGUAAAUUUUAUCGAGAUCCCAGAGCAUUUGGCUCAGGAACCCACAGAAUCCGAAUUAAGUGGACCAAGCUAACUUCAGAUUACCUCAAGGAAGUGGAUGUGUUUGUUUCCAUGGGAUACCAUAAGAAAGCCUAUGGAUGCUAUCAGGGUAGAGUGUUUUUGACGGAAGGCAGUGACAACGAUGCUUCGCUCAUAAUCACAGACCUGACGCUGGAGGAUUAUGGGAGAUAUAAGUGUGAAGUGAUUGAAGGAUUAGAAGAUAAUGCUGCUGUGGUAUCAUUAGAGUUACAAGGUGUGGUGUUCCCUUACUUUCCUCGACUGGGGCGCUACAAUCUCAAUUUUCAUGAGGCCCGGCAGGCUUGUAUGGACCAGGAUGCUGUGAUUGCUUCCUUUGACCAGCUGUACAAUGCGUGGCGGGGCGGGCUAGAUUGGUGCAAUGCUGGUUGGCUCAGCGACGGAUCUGUGCAAUAUCCCAUCACAAAACCCAGAGAGCCUUGUGGGGGGCAGAACACAGUGCCUGGCGUCAGGAACUACGGGUUUUGGGAUAAAGAUAAAAGCAGAUAUGAUGUUUUCUGUUUUACAUCCAACUUCUAUGGCCGUUUUUACUACCUGAUCCACCCCACCAAGCUGACCUAUGACGAAGCGGUGCAAGCUUGUCUCAAGGAUGGUGCUCAGAUUGCCAAAGUGGGCCAGAUAUUCGCUGCCUGGAAACUGCUUGGCUACGACCGCUGCGACGCGGGCUGGCUGGCGGACGGCAGCGUCCGCUACCCCAUCUCCAGGCCCAGAAGGCGCUGCAGUCCCACCGAGGCGGCCGUGCGCUUCGUGGGCUUUCCAGAUAAAAAGCAUAAGCUGUACGGUGUCUACUGUUUCCGAGCAUACAACUGAGCGUGCCUCCAGAGCGCAUCAAAGGCAGAGAAGCAUGUGAAAGGUUUUUCGUUUGUUUGUUUUCAAGAUGAACUCAUGCAAGUUACCAAAACUGUGAUAACCCUUUUUUUACUUACUGUAAAGAAUCAUUUUCAUACAGAUCAAUUCGUUAAUUUGUUUUUUUGUAAAGCUAUCAUUCAAUAUAUAUUAUAAAUUAAUAUAAUUUUAAAGGAAGCGCUAUGUCAGGAGGCUGUAGAGCCCAGCUGUUUAGGCUACAUCUCCACCAAGUAUUUUUUCUGUGACUGGGGCAUGCAAUAGCUUGAGGGUGCUAGAGUUAGAAUUAUGGAAAGUAAAGCUACUCACAGCAGCAGCUUCCACAAGCACAAAUUUUACACAUUUGUACAAUUUUGAAGUGCACUAUUACACACAAAUUAGAGGAAACAGAUUUCAAACAUAGGCUUCUUUUCAUAAACGAAGAUUCUGAGAGGUUGCUCAAAACUCAGUUUCAAAGGGAACAAUAUACACAACUUUCUAAAACUUACUAUUUCCAGUCUCCAACAGACUCUUUAGAAUCCUGCCUUUGUGACCAAAAA